UAAUUGGCGCCUCCAAAAAGGUGUCAACAGAAAGCAAGGGCAAAGGUGACCGAGACCUGGAUUUAGUUAGGCUAGCUAACCGCGGAAGAAGAAAAGCCUCCGAUUCCUUCCCUCCUCUCCUCGCCGAAAGGGAGAAGGAUGGACAGCUCAGGGCUGCGGGCUCCGGCGCCGGUUCACAUGGUCGGGGGAUGCUGCGAGGACUGAAGACUUUGGAUGGGUGUUGCGUGUGCUCAUCCCACCGAGCGAGAGGGAGAGACGAGUCAGAAAGGCCCGCCCGUGAAGCUCCAUCCCGUUCUUGCCCAGUGUUCAUCAGGUGCAGCUUGCGCGGAUCCCCCUCAUGAACUGAGCAAUCGAUAGAAGAAACAAAAAGGGCCAUUUCCGCUACAGAAAAUAAAUCAUCAGGAAUGGGAAAACGAGGCCACAGGCGGUCUGCAUCACAAGACGACGACAAUGUGGGCUGUGUGUGGGGCCUCAUGCGCAUGCUUUACUUCCGCCGAGACCCCAAACUUUUGCUGGAUGCGAAGCAGUUGAGUGGGAGGCAUGCGUUCCGGGAGGUCAGCGGGAGGGGGCAUUCAGCAAAGAGGCCAAAUGAUUUUGACGGGAUAGAAGAAGAUGGUAACAUAGAAGAUCGCACUUUGCAGAAACCGACAGUAAAAAACCUUAUGGAGGAUGAAUUGGAAAAAUUAAUGCUGCUGAAGAAAUUUCCAAAUGAUGAGGUUCAGAGAAGAAAAGCCGACCUGGGAAUUGAUGUCUCUCUUGAUACGAUUUCAGAGCAUACAAAUAAAUCAACAGAUAACUCAUAUCACCAGGCAGGAAUCUCUACGCCUUCAACUCCAUCAAUGGAUUAUGGGGUUUUGAAUUAUACUGAAGAAUAUAAUCUUGAAUCUGUGCUGGUGAAUUUUCUAGGUGAAAUAUAUAGUUGUCACAAUGAAUGCCCACACAGUGAUUGCAAGAACAAGAAUGAAUUGUGUCCUUCACUGAAGUCCCUAAUCCAUAAAAAGGUCAAUGAAUUGAAUAAUCUUCCCCACAAUAUUGGCCGUGGGCAAUCUCAAGAGGGCAGUGAUGCUAAGCCAUCUGACCAAAAUAAUCUUUAUAACACCAUGGCAGCCCAAUCCAAACAAUUCAAGGAUGCAUUGGAAAUACUGGGUUCGAACAGUGAACUUUUUGUGAAGCUGCUUCAGAAGCCAAAUCAACAUAUAGCUGAUAGUAUCCAACAGCAUGAAAACAGUAAGGUGUCUGCUGGAUUAGAGCCUGACAAAAUUCAUGGACAGACCAAUUUUGUUGGAGGAAGAGGAAGCUCAAAACAGCAUCCUUUGGCUACAAAAGAGCAGGCUAAAGAGAGAAAAUAUAUGUUCUUCUGGAGGAAGAGUAAAUCAAAUAGAAGGCAGAUGCUUGACGCAACAGAUGGAGCUCAGACUGUUAGCAAAAUUGUUAUUCUGAAGCCAAAUCCAGAAAGAGGGAUUAAUCAGAAAGCAGCUACUGCAAGAACUUUACAUCAACAGCCAUGUACAUCGAAUGCUCCUGGAUGCAGUGGAAGGGAAAACUCAAAGUUUUCAAUUAAGGAAGUCAAGAAAAGAUUCAGAUUUGUGACUGGUGAGAGAAGUGAAAGAAAUUUGUCACCUGCAGAGGACCUUCAAGGAGACCCACGUAAGAUCAAAGAUUCUGUUGUUGCAAUUAAUAAAUAUUUUAGACAUCUCCCUGAAGGGAGCUUGGCAAACAAGUCUGCAUCAGACAUUGAGAAUGGCAUCAAACCUUUUAUCAGCAGUAAGCAAAAGAAUCAAAAUGGGAGCAUAACUGAAAUCAGUGGCCAUAUAGUAGCACCAAAAGGUGCAUCUGUAUUUUAUGAAGAGGCCAGGAGGCAUUUAUCAGAGAUGCUAAAAGGUAAUGACUGUUCCAUAAACUAUCCAGAAGUUCAAAUAUCAAAAUCCUUGGAAGGCAUACUUUCUCUUCCUCAUGGCAAUGUGUCAACCACUGGGAGUAGCCUGAGGGGAAAGGAUUACCUUGACCCCUCACCUGGAGAAACAGAUGUUUACGAUGCAUGUGAGGUUGAGAGAGAAGAAUGCACACAAGAGAGAAGCCAAUCACAAGAGGAUUUUGGAAGCAUUGCUCACUGUACUUGCACAACAGUUGAUGAUCAGGUGACAGUUCGAGAAGGAUAUUACACGAAUGAAGCACAAGAAGGACCAAGACAUGCUCAUGAUGAGCCAGACACUCUGUAUAUUGAAGGACUUGAUAAAUUCAUUUGCCGCGAAAACAUUCGCAACGAAGAGUCCAGUCCAGCAGAACAAAGCAGAGACGAUAUACGUCAAGAGAUACUAGAAGAAAUAAAUCAGGGAAAAGAGCAUGUUAAAAUGUCCCUAGCUUCUGUUGAGGGCAUAGAUGAAAAGUUGGGGCAGCAAGAGCCAGAAACACCGGAACCAAGAGCAUCAGCCAAAUUAAUCUCAGACGGUUCUCCUAAUCAAAGCGAUGAAAAGCAAGAGAGGCCCAGUCCAGUAUCUGUUCUUGAGUCAUCCUUCGAAGAUAUUGGCAGUCCAGACUGCAUAAACAAGAAAGAGUGUGAGCUGCAUGGUCUCCAAAGGACCCUGUAUUUUCCAGAUAAUGAACCAGACGUUAAUGUCCUUUGGGAGGACAAGAAUGUCAGGUUGGACUACAUAAAGCUGGUGCUAGAACUCUCAGAACUGUGCGCAGAACAAAAUCUAGAGGUAUGGUACCUAGAAGACGAGUUGAUCAGCCCCUGCUUGUUUGAAGAACUACAGAGCCAGGGUGAUCAGACGGAUGAUCGAAUGCUUCUGUUUGACUGUAUCUGUGAAGCUCUAACAGAGAUCCAAGAGAGAUAUUUUAGACUCUCCUCUUGGCUAACUUUUCUAAAACACGACAUACGGACACCUCCGACAGGAGAGAACCUAAUCACAGAAGUUGAUAGGUACGUUAACGGGUAUAUUAUCCAGUACAGUCUUCCAAGUACUCUAGAGCAGACAAUUAAAAGGGAUCUGGAAGUUCAGACGUGGAUGAACAUUAGAUCGAAAACCGAAGGGAUUAUUAUGGAGAUGUGGGAGUUUGUAUUGGAUGAGUUGAUAGAUGAGACUGUCUCCGAUUUGUGGAUUUGAAGUUCUGAUUAGGCUUCGUCCAUGGUGCCUCUGUGGCGAGCAUAGUGAGUAGGAUACAGGAGUUCUUUCGUGCUGAAAAAUAACCAGUUCUAUGCGGCAGAAUAGCAUGGGCUACCGCUAGCCAAGUGUGUAACUGCAGUGGAGAUCGUUCUCGUGUAGUCGUGUGGAGGAGAACAGAAGUCUAGGUUCAGCAGAUCUCCAGAGCUGUGAAGUUUGCGUGGAUGAAGUUGGGCACGGUUUGUCUCACAGCCAUGCCUCUGCACGGCGAAGUGUACAGCAGUCUGAAGCGCAUUGCGAUUUUCCUCUUUGCCCGUUGAGAUUUGGGAGCUUGUGUGUGCAUGUGUGAUGCGUGCACUUUUCAGCGUGAUCAGAUCGCGCUUGUUUUUUUAUAGGUUUGUUUUGUGUGUAAAUGUGAAAAAAAGAGAGAAAGCAAACAUACAUGAUUAAUCAAAUGACAUGUUUUAUGUA
Molecule: messenger RNA, 3575 nt
Organism: Zea mays
Lineage: Eukaryota; Viridiplantae; Streptophyta; Magnoliopsida; Poales; Poaceae
Product: Phosphatidylinositol N-acetyglucosaminlytransferase subunit P-related
Exons: 7
Coding region: 405-3107 (900 amino acids)
Source: RefSeq, a predicted model, not a curated record